UCCCAUCAUUCUGUGAGUGGAGGAGGAUCCCCCUGCGCAUCCACAGCGGAGAAAGAGACGCCGAACGAUUAGAACAUAUAAAAUAAUCCAAGUUGAGCUUUUUUUCUGCCACCAUGUCAGCUGGAGGAGAUUUGGGGAAUCCCCUGAGGAAAUUUAAACUUGUAUUUUUGGGAGAACAAAGCGUGGGGAAAACAUCUCUCAUCACUAGAUUCAUGUAUGACAGCUUUGACAACACAUAUCAGGCAACCAUUGGAAUUGACUUCCUAUCAAAAACCAUGUACCUGGAAGAUCGGACAGUAAGGCUGCAACUGUGGGAUACAGCUGGACAGGAGCGUUUCAGGAGCCUUAUUCCAAGCUACAUAAGGGACUCUACAGUGGCUGUGGUUGUGUAUGACAUUACAAAUGUGAAUUCAUUCCAGCAGACCUGCAAAUGGAUUGAUGAUGUCAGGACAGAGAGAGGAGGUGAUGUCAUCAUCAUGCUAGUAGGCAACAAGACAGAUCUAGAGGAGAAGAGGCAAAUCACGAUUGAAGAAGGAGAGCAGAGAGCCAAAGAGCUGAACGUCAUGUUCAUCGAGACCAGUGCCAAGACAGGCUGCAAUGUCAAACAGCUGUUUCGUCGCGUUGCAGCAGCCCUACCUGGAAUGGAAAGCCUGGACGACGCUAAUCCCGAAGGCAUGAUCGACAUCAAGCUGGACAAACCAGCAGAGCCCAGUGUUCCUGAGGGCGGGUGCUCGUGUUAAUGCAGAGCUGCAUUUGGACAGCUCCCUUCACACCAUAGGCUUGUUGUGUUGCUUACUACUGGUUAGCUUCCAGUUGAGUUCUCUAAUUGGAUAUGGGAUUAUGGGCCUUGUAUCUGAUUGGACAAAUCAAAUGUUAUCUUUCAGUCUUGUUCAGUUGUAAGAUAUUGUAUACUUUGUCAAUAUGUAAGUGACUGGAGGAGAAAAAGAGAAGAAACACAUGUUGCAAUGAAAACCAACAACAACAACAACAACAAAAAAAAUCAGUUUGGGGGAAAUGAGAAUGGAGAAAAACAGGACAACCAAUGAAGUUCUUUUCGCUUUUAUGUUUUGUAUUUUUUUAUAUAUAUAUAAAAAAAGGGAAAGCACCAAAAAUGAUGCCUAAACACAGAAGGAGAAAAAGUUGGGGUGGGGGUCAGCCAUUUUCCCAAAUGGCUGAACAUGUCUGAAUGUCUGCAGCACGCAUGCACGUUGUUCUGAUCUUUGAUCUUUGACCUUUGACCUGCCUUUCAGGGUCUACACACUCUGGAAGGAGGUUGACCAUCUAAGAAUGUUUUAUAGCAUCUCUCUCUAUAGCAUCUCAUGACAAAACAUGUGUCAUUUGAUAUUCCCACAAGCGUCAACUUCCAGUAGGUUCACCUAAAAGUAGCUGUGAAAACGUGGCACACACUCUCUCUCUCUAUGGGUUUAACUUUUAUAAAACAAACAAUACUGUGGUUGAAAAAAUAAAAAGACAACUUGCUAUCACAACUCCUCAUUCCUUCAAAUAACCCACUCCUUUUCCUUCUUUCCUUCCUAAAACCCACUCUCCUUCCAGUUCCCCAUCCCUUCAUGUCAGUAAUACACAUAUAACAAUCCACUGUAAUGCACUGCACUGUAUAUAAUAAUGUAACAUGUAUGUUGUGAACGUCCUUCUGUAGAAGUGGUCCUUGUUCACCCGUAUGAAUAAUGUAAUAAUGUUUAAUGAUUAAUAAAUUACAGAUUAAAGGGCUUCACUCUCCUAACCAUCAACAUUCA
Molecule: messenger RNA, 1754 nt
Organism: Melanotaenia boesemani (Boeseman's rainbowfish)
Lineage: Eukaryota; Metazoa; Chordata; Actinopteri; Atheriniformes; Melanotaeniidae
Gene: rab6bb
Product: RAB6B, member RAS oncogene family b
Exons: 8
Coding region: 114-740 (208 amino acids)
Molecular function (GO): GTPase activity; GTP binding
Source: RefSeq, a predicted model, not a curated record